AAAAACAACAACAACAACAAUCGAAAGAAUUAAAAAUUUCAUUAGCAUGGCUUAAUCUUCGUUAUGAAGCAUCACGUUGGCUUCAUUAUCGUCGUGAAAAGGUUUCAAUUUUACGUCGUUUAACCGGAUCUCUGGAAUAUCAUCAUUUAACCGGAUUUAUGGGACCUAGUGGAUGUGGUAAAACAACAUUGAUUCGAUGUUUGACCGGUAAUAUGGCUGUUCGUUCGGGAUUAUCAUCCGAAACGGAAAUUUAUUUGAAUCCAUUAGAAAAACGUCGACCAGUUAUCGGUUUGAUUGAUCGUGCCGUACAUGAAAUGAUUUAUGGACAAUUAAAUAUUGGUGAAGCAUUAUGUUAUGCAUUUUUAUUUAAAAAUCAUUGUUUUUCCAAACAACAAAGGAAUGAACAUAUUCGAUCAAUCAUUGAUGAAUUAAUGCUUGAUCCAAAAAUUUUAACACGUCGUUUUGAUCGUUGUUCAGGUGGUGAACAAAAACGUAUUGCAAUAGCACAAGAAUUAAUGUCACUAAGACAUCAACCAUCAUUUUUGUUUGUCGAUGAACCAACUACCGGUUUGGAUUCUAAUUCAGCACUAGUCGUUAUGAAAUGUUUACGACGUUUAGCUGAUAAUCAUCGUAUGUCGGUUACUAUUUCAAUACAUACACCGAAUAGCGAUAUUUUACAUCUUUUCGAUAAACUUUAUGUUCUGGCUAAAGGUGGUGUUUGUAUAUAUACUGGACCACCAGAUAUGUUGCGACCAAUUCUUAAAGAACGUUUUGGUAUGGAUUCAAGUUGUGAUGAUCAUCAAGAAGAUGAAUUGGAAAAACCACCGAUCGAAGAAUAUCUUAAAAUUGCAUGUAUGGGAAUCGAUAAUCAAAAAGUACAAACAUUAUCUAAUGAUGUUUUAAAAUUGGAAAAUGAUCGAUUAUUACCAUAUUUGGAUCAAUUAGAUUUUCUUCCUUAUGGUGUUCCACAACAUUUCAAACGUUUUCUAUUCAAAGAUUUUGCCAUUGAAUUUAUUCGUUUAUUUCAUAUAAUGUUUAUAAUCAAUUAUAAAUCAGUGUUGGCAGUUUUGAUGACAUUUACCUAUUUAUUUGUUUUCAUUUCUACUGUUUUUAAUGGUGAAGAAAUUGUUCGUUCACAAGCUUAUGAUGAUAACGAAUCGAAUGGUGAAAAUUUAACUGAUUUAGAAAAUUGUCAUGAUAAUCUUCGUAAUAGUGCACAUCAUGAUUCAUUUAUAAUGCAUCAAUCAAUGACAACAUUAUUCAUAUCAUCAAUAGCAAUGGGUCUUGCUUGUUUUUUAUUCAUACCAAUCUUACAAGUUUUUCGUAAUGAACAUCGUAAUCGUUGGUAUUCGGUUGGAACAUUUUUCUGGUCAUUAACAUUAAUUCAAUUGAUCGAAAGUAUUCUUUAUGUUUUAACUAGUACUUCAUUGAUUUAUUUUACAAUGGAUUUUAUAAAUCUUGAUCAAAAUCAAUUCAAUUGGACAAGAUUUGGUUAUUUUCUAUUCUUUUAUUGGAUUGAAUUUCUUUAUAUGCAAUCAUUUGGUCAUUUUCUACUAAUUUUAGCCGGUGAUCGUAUACAGAUUUUUAUGGUUUUAGUACAAGUAUUCAUUACCAUAUUGUUUGUUUUCAAUGGACAUUUUAUCAUUUUGGAACGAUUGGGAAAUCCAUUGGCAAUCAAAAUAUCAAAUUUUCUUGCCUCAAGAUAUAUAAACAAUGGUGUAUUGUAUGCUUUCUAUGGUCUUGAUCGAUGUGAUAAUCCAAUGACUGAAUAUUCAGUUAUGCUGCAUAAAUAUUCGGUUAAUGUUGAAAAAAUUUUCGAAAAUUUAAAACCAGUUUUUCGUAAUAUGUUUUUACUUCGUUUAAUGACAAUGAUUUGUAUGUGGUUACGUUUCAGUUAUAAGGGUAAAGCUACACGUAUGUAUCGUCGUUUGGAAAAUAAUGAUAAUUUAUUGGCUGUUGAUCAACAACAAACAUCUAAAUCAUUGAAUGGUGAACGAAAACGAAAACGUUCAAUUAAAGUUCGUUUUACUACACGAAUCAAACCGGAUGCUGAAACUAAAUUUGAAAAUUUUUGUCGUGAUAAAAUACAUUUAUCAUGGCGUUCAUUAUCAUUGUUUGGUGAACGAAUGAUACGUGAAUCACCAUCGCUGAUGAAAAUGUCAAAUCCAAAAUUAAUUCUCCGUAAUCUAAAUGGUCAAUUUCGUUUUGGAACAUUGAAUGCAGUAAUGGGAACAUCAGGAUCGGGAAAAACUUCUUUAUUGAAAGUUUUAAAUGGACGUUGGAAAACCUAUCUAAGUGCUGAAUCACAAAUUUAUAUUAGCAAAUAUACACCAACAAGAAUCUGUUAUAUUUCACAAGAAAUUUCUGGACAUUUAUUACCCGGUUUAACAGCCAAACAAAGUUUAAUUUAUGCAGCCAAAUUGAAAAAUAUUGCCGAACGUUUAUAUGGACAAUCGUAUGGAAAAAUUGAUUAUGAAGAAAUUGCAACAAAUCUUUUGGAUGAAUUAGAUAUUAAUCAUACAGCAUCAACUUUUGUUGAAUAUUGUUCGGAUGGUGAACGAAAACGAUUAGCAUUAGCAUUAGAAUUAACAUCAUUACGUAUGCCAAAUUUGAUCUGUAUUGAUGAACCUACCAGUGGAUUGGAUUCAAAUUCAGCUGCCAUUGAAAUUCGUUGCCUCCAGAAAUUGGUUCGACGUCAUUUGAUUACAUUAGUAGUCAGUAUUCAUCAACCAAAUACAGAAAUUUUAAAAAUGUUUGAUCAAAUUUAUUGUCUUGCACGUGGUGGUGUUUGUAUUUAUUCAGGUACAGCUGGAAAAAUUGCCGAAAAUCUUCGCCGUAUUCCGGAAAUUAAUCUUCCUGAUUCAUGUAGUUGUACAGUGGUAACCGAAGAAUUAAUGAAAUAUUCAUGUCUUUCAAAUGAAGAUCCAAUUGUACAAUCACUCUGUCAAUUAUCUGAUCAAAGAAUUUUAAAUGAAGAAAUUAGAUAUGAAGAAUUUGAAGAAGAUAUUGUUGCCGUUGAUGAUGGUAUAGAGCUAAAUCGUCCAAGAUUUUCAUUAACAUCAUUUUGGUUUCUAUUUUUUCGUAAUCUAAUGUAUCAGAAAAAUUAUCUUUGGUUAGAAACAGUUUCCUAUAUUGUUCUUUACAUUUAUCAUGGAUAUUUAUUACGAUUUGUUUUCAAUCCAAAAUCCGUUCAUACAAGUGGUUGUGUUAGUUUUGAUGAAGAUUUUAAUCAUCUAUCACCAGCUCGUUUACAUGAACAAAUUGAUUUAGUUAACAAUACAUGCUAUACAAUUCUAAUGAAUUCAUUUUUUCUAUUAAUAUUUUUGGUACAAUCUUCAUUUGCAUUGACUAAAGAAUUUGUUUAUUUUUUUAAUGAACAUCGAAAUGGAUGGUAUUCAACAAUGUCGUUUUAUUUGGUUAAAGCUGGUUUUGAAUUAUUAUCCAUAAUACCUGUAAUACUUGUAUACAAUUAUAUUGUCGAUGUUUUUGAACCAAUUCAACCGGGAAUGUAUUGGUGGAUGGUUAUAUUAACAUUUUUAGGUGCAUUAGUUGUACAAGGUCAAAGUCAUUUGUUUGCAUUGUUAAUUGGAUCGAAUUUUAUCGUAUUAAUUGUGGUGGCAUUUUCAAAUUUUUUUACAUGGUUUGUUCUAUCAAAUACUUUCAAUCCAAUUGAAGAGAUGCAUUAUGGUUAUCAAUUUGUUGCACAAUUUUCCGUAUUACGUUUUAUCAAUGAAGCAUUAUUUCAAUUACAAUAUGGUUUUGGUCGUUGUAAUUCGAAUGAAGUAUCUGUAGUAUUAUAUAAAAUGAUGCUACCACGUGAUGAACAAGGACAAUAUUUUUAUCAUUGCCUUCGAAUGUUAAUUUUUCAGAUUGUUUUCUAUCGUUCAAUUGCAUUAGGUGUAUUAAUAUUUAAAUGUAAUCCACAACAAAAUCGUCAAAAACGUGGUCGUCGUAUACGGGAAAGUUUUCGUCAACGACAAAGUUUACGUUCCGAUCAAUUGGAUACAUUUAUACCGGAUAUGGAUAUGGAUGAUGAUGAUGAUCAAGAAGAUUCGAUAUCAUUCAAUCACAAUAAUAAUCAAGAAACUAAUCAACUAGAUUUUCGUCUACUACUAACACAUUCUCGUUAUGAUCAGAUUGAAAAAGAAUUAUUGAAAAUGUUUAAUGAACGUCAUCAUAAUAAUAAUCGUUAUACAAAAAAUCGUUGUACACAUCAUCAUAAUCAUUCAUUGGAACGUUCAUUAUUUGAUAUUGAAGAAGAUUUACAUAAAAUUUUAUUACUUCUUGUUAAACAAUUAGAAAUGUUAACCAUUAAUAAAAAUAAAGAUGUUAAAAUUGAAACACCUGUUAAAGUAGAAAUUGAUAAUCAGAUUCCUAAAUCAUCAGCACUUGCGACAACAUUGUCGAUGGCUGAUGAUGAUGAUAAAUUUACGAAAAAUUUAAUUAAAAAUCAUCAAUCAAAUGAAAAAUUGAAUCAUCACCAUCAUCAUCAUACGGAACAACAACAAACUAAUCAAUCAAGCAAUACUUCAUCUAAUCCAUCAUCCGAAUAUAGUAAACUUUGUUUGGAAAGUGAUGAACGUUUUCGUAAUAAAUUUAAUCGUUUGCAAUCAUCAUCAUCAACAACAAAUCAUCAGAUGACAAAAUUACCAACAACAAUGAUUCAUUAUCGUCUAACCAAACCAGAUAUUGAUUUGGUUCUUGAUGGAAAUGAUCAAUCUACUUUAAAUCAUCAAAGUCAUUCAAAAUUUGUAACAAAACAAAAUCAAUUGGCUCGUUUUAAACAUCAUAGUCCAUUAUGUAAUAAAAUUACUGAAUUACAUAAUCAACAUCAAAAAUCAUCGCAUCAUCAUCAUCAUAAUCAUCAACAACAGCAAACACCUCAACAAAUAAUCAAACAAAUUCAAAGUUUAAUUGAUGAAUUACAUUUGGAACAUGAUUGGAUAUCAAAAAAACUUCAUCAUUAUCAGGUACAAAAUGAAGAAAUUUUAUCCGAAAACAAAACAUUGGCAAAAAUGGCCGAUCAAAUUAAUUUACAUAAUAUGCAAACAUUAUCCGAACAUUUGAUUCAUGUAAUGGAUCAUCUUUAUGAAUUACAUCAGUUGAAUAAAAAACAUCUUCGAUCAAUUUUAGAAUAAAAUUUAAUGAAUAAAGAAA
Molecule: messenger RNA, 5157 nt
Organism: Dermatophagoides pteronyssinus (European house dust mite)
Lineage: Eukaryota; Metazoa; Arthropoda; Arachnida; Sarcoptiformes; Pyroglyphidae
Biological process (GO): transmembrane transport
Cellular component (GO): membrane
Molecular function (GO): ABC-type transporter activity; ATP binding; ATP hydrolysis activity
Source: RefSeq, a predicted model, not a curated record